GGAGAUAAAAGAAGAAGAAUUUGAUGAUUUCCUACAAGAGUAUCUGUCUACCUUUAAGACAGUGGAAGAAAAGCCUGGACAGGAAUAUGAAUGCAAGGCCGAAAUGUACACGUCUACCAUCAUGACCUUGAAAGAAGAAAACUGUUCACCAAUGGAAAUCAAAGAGGAAGAAGAAUUUGAUUCAAGAGAAUAUGGUGACUUCGCCUCUUCACCUACAAGACACAUUCAAAGGAUCCAAGCUAACAAAAGUGGAAACUCUGAGGAAAAAAGAAACAAAGAGAGACGCCAAAACCCCCCCCGGUGCAGAAAGACUUCAUACCAGGAAUCACAUCAGCGACUGGACACCAGGAAGGAACAACAUGAAUGCCCCCAGUGUUUCAAAACAUUUGCUAGACGUUCCGAUCUUGCAAUUCAUCAACAAAUACACACAGGAGAAAAGCCCCAUCAGUGCAGUACAUGUGGGAGAGCCUUUAGUCACAUAUCUAAUCUCAAGACACACCAAAAGAUCCAUACUGGGGAAAAGCCACACCAUUGCAGUACAUGUGGGAAGGCCUUUAGACAAUUGUCUGUUCUCAAGAUGCACCAGAGGAUCCAUACUGGAGAAAAGCCACACCAGUGCUCUACAUGUGGGAAGGCCUUUCGUCACUUGUCUGCUCUCAAGACACACCAGAGGAUCCAUACUGGGGAAUAUCCACACCAGUGCAGUACAUGUGGGAAGGGCUGUAGUAGAAUGUCUACUCUCAAGACACACCAGAAGAUCCAUACUGGGGAAAAGCCACACCAUUGCAGUACAUGUGGGAAGGCCUUUAGUUCAAUGUCUGAUCUCAAGACACACCAGAGGAUCCAUACUGGGGAAUAUCCACACCAGUGCAGUACAUGUGGGAAGGGCUGUAGUAAAAUGUCUUCUCUCAAGACACACCAGAGGAUCCAUACUGGGGAAAAGCCACACCAGUGCAGUACAUGUGGGAAGGCCUUUAGUUCAAUGUCUGAUCUCAAGAAACACCAGAGGAUCCAUACUGGGGGAAAGCCACACAAGUGCAGUACAUGUGGAAAGGCCUUUAAUCGAAUGACUAAUCUCAAGAAUCACCAAAUGAUCCAUACUGGGAAAAAGCCCUAUCAGUGUUCUCAGUGUGGAAAGGCCUUCAGAGAAAUGUCUCAUCUCAAAUCACACCAGAUGAUCCAUACUGGGGAAAAUCUGUAUAAGUGUACUACAUGUGGGAAGGGUUUCAGGAAUAGAUCUAAUCUCAUCGUCCAUCAGACUACACAUACUGGAGAAAAACCACAUAAAUGUUCUCAGUGUGGAAAGAGCUUUAGGCAAAUGUCAUGUCUCAAGAGACACCAGAGGAUCCACACCGGAGAAAAGCCCCAUCAGUGCAGUAUAUGUGGGAAGGCCUUUAGUCAAAUGUCUAAUCUCAAGACACAUCAGAGGAUCCAUACGGGGGAAAAGCCAUACCAGUGUACUUCAUGUGGGAAGGCCUUUAAUAAAAUGUCAAAUCUCAAGACACACCAUAGGAUUCAUACUGGGGAAAAGCCACACCAGUGCAGUACAUGUGGGAAGGCCUUUAAUCAAUUGUGUGAUCUAAAGAAACACCAGACGAUCCAUACUGGGGAAAAGCCAUAUCAGUGCAAUACAUGUGGGAAGGCCUUUAGUCAAUCGUCUGGUCUCAAGUCACACCAGAGGAUCCAUACGGGGGAAAAGCCACACCAGACGCUCCAUACUGGGGGAAAGCAGUAUCAUUGUACUUCAUGUGGAAAGUAUUUCAGGGUUAGCUCAGCCCUCACCAGACAUCAGAUUACACAUACUGGAGAAAAGCCACACCAGUGCAGUACAUGUGGGAAGGGCUUUAGUCAAUUGUCUUCUCUCAAGACACACCAGAGGAUCCAUACUGGGGAAAAGCCGUAUCAGUGUACUUCAUGUGGAAAGUAUUUCAGGGAAAGCUCCAACCUAUCCAAACAUCAGAUUAUACAUACAGGAGAAAAGCCACAUCAGUGUUCUCAUACAUGUGGGAAGGCCUUUAGUUCAAUGUCUGAUCUCAAGACACACCAGAGGAUCCAUACUGGGGAAAAGCCACACAAGUGCAGUACAUGUGGGAAGGCCUUUAGUUCAAUGUCUGCUCUCAAGAAACACCAGAGGAUCCAUACUGGGGAAAAGCCACACCAUUGCAGUACAUGUGGGAAGGCCUUUAGUUCAAUGUCUGAUCUCAAGACACACCAGAGGAUCCAUACUGGGGAAAAGCCACACAAGUGCAGUACAUGUGGGAAGGCCUUUAGUUCAAUGUCUGCUCUCAAGAAACACCAGAGGAUCCAUACUGGGGAAAAGCCACACCAGUGCAGUACAUGUGGGAAGGCCUUUAGUCAAUUGUCUAAUCUCAAGAAACACCAGAGGAUCCAUACUGGGGAACAGCCACACCAUUGCAGUACAUGUGGGAAGGCCUUUAGUUCAAUGUCUGAUCUCAAGACACACCAGAGGAUCCAUACUGGGGAAAAGCCACACAAGUGCAGUACAUGUGGGAAGGCCUUUAGUUCAAUGUCUGCUCUCAAGAAACACCAGAGGAUCCAUACUGGGGAAAAGCCACACCAUUGCAGUACAUGUGGGAAGGCCUUUAGUUUAAUGUCUAAUCUCAAGAAACACCAGAGGAUCCAUACUGGGGAAAAGCCACACCAUUGCAGUACAUGUGGGAAGGCCUUUAGUUCAAUGUCUGAUCUCAAGACACACCAGAGGAUCCAUACUGGGGAAAAGCCACACCAUUGCAGUACAUGUGGGAAGGCCUUUAGUAAAAUGGCUAAUCUCAAGAUACACCAGAGGAUCCAUACUGGGGAAAAGCCACACCAGUGCAGUACAUGUGGGAAGGCCUUUCGUCAAAUGUCUGCUCUCAAGAAACACCAGAGGAUCCAUACUGGGGAAAAGCCACAUCAGUGUACUUCAUGUGGAAAGGCCUUCAGUAAAAUGUCUGAUCUCAAGACACACCAGAGGAUUCAUACUGGGGAAAAGCCACACCAUUGCAGUACAUGUGGAAAGGCCUUCAGUCAAAUGUCAAAAUUCAAGACACACCAGAGGAUCCAUACUGGGGAAAAGCCACACCAUUGCAGUACAUGUGGGAAGGCCUUUAGUUCAAUGUCUGCUCUCAAGACACACCAGAGGAUCCAUACUGGGGAAAAGCCACACCAUUGCAGUACAUGUGGGAAGGCCUUUAGUAAAAUGGCUAAUCUCAAGAUACACCAGAGGAUCCAUACUGGGGAAAAGCCACACCAGUGCAGUACAUGUGGGAAGGCCUUUCGUCAUAUGUCUGCUCUCAAGAAACACCAGAGGAUCCAUACUGGGGAAAAGCCCCAUCAGUGCAGUACAUGUGGAAAGGCCUUCAGUAAAAUGUCUGAUCUCAAGACACACCAGAGGAUCCAUACUGGGGAAAAGCCACACAAUUGCAGUACAUGUGGAAAGGCCUUCAGUCAAAUGUCAAAAUUCAAGACACACCAGAGGAUCCAUACUGGGGAAAAGCCACACCAUUGCAGUACAUGUGGGAAGGCCUUUAGUUCAAUGUCUGAUCUCAAGAAACACCAGAGGAUCCAUACUGGGGAAAAGCCACACCAGUGCAGUACAUGUGGGAAGGCCUUUAGUCAAUUGUCUGUUCUCAAGAAACACCAGAAGAUCCAUACUAGGGAAAAGCCACACCAGUGCAGUACAUGUGGGAAGGCCUUCAGCCAAAUGUCUAAUCUCAAGAAACACCAGAGGAUCCAUACUGGGGAAAAGCCACAUCACUGUUCUCAAUGUGUAAAGGCCUAUAGUAGGAUGUCUUAUCUCAAGAAACACCAGAGGACCCAUACAAAUGUUGUGCUCCCCUGAUAAGACAUAAUGGAGUAUCACUUAUUGAAAUAUUUUUAAACCACAUGUGAUGUACAUGAUGAAUUAUUAUUUCUUAAUAUUUGAAACGUGUGUUUGGGUAGAGAUUAAACCAUAAAUCGAAUAAGAAAA
This is a messenger RNA of Clupea harengus (Atlantic herring), 3970 nucleotides long. Its product is annotated as zinc finger protein 208-like. Lineage: Eukaryota; Metazoa; Chordata; Actinopteri; Clupeiformes; Clupeidae. The record is from RefSeq and is a predicted model, not a curated record. Bases 104 to 3841 code for a protein of 1245 amino acids. The transcript has 4 exons. Gene Ontology annotation, biological process: regulation of transcription by RNA polymerase II. Gene Ontology annotation, molecular function: DNA-binding transcription factor activity, RNA polymerase II-specific; RNA polymerase II cis-regulatory region sequence-specific DNA binding.